This is a messenger RNA of Myripristis murdjan (pinecone soldierfish), 1527 nucleotides long. RefSeq names its product polypeptide N-acetylgalactosaminyltransferase 17-like. Bases 556 to 1527 code for a protein of 323 amino acids. The record is from RefSeq and is a predicted model, not a curated record. NCBI's taxonomy places the organism in Eukaryota, Metazoa, Chordata, Actinopteri, Holocentriformes, Holocentridae. Gene Ontology annotation, cellular component: Golgi apparatus. Gene Ontology annotation, molecular function: polypeptide N-acetylgalactosaminyltransferase activity. Gene Ontology annotation, biological process: protein O-linked glycosylation. The transcript is spliced from 7 exons.
GAGGAUGCUGCGUCUGUGAACCAUUGUACCCGAGCAUAAUCCAUGCAGUGUCUUGGAUCGCAUCUCCCGGUGAUAUUUUCAGGGAUAUAAGGUGAUAUGCGCAUAGGUUAUCAAGGCUCAGGAACGCGGUAAAGGCGUUUUGAAGGUUCCCAGUGUCUGUGAAUCCGGACUAUUUUGCGCGCAGUCUUGUUCAGUCGCGUCAUCGCCGACUUCUGUUAGACGCAAAGAGAAAAAAGAAAGGACUUGAUAGUCUCCUGACUCUUAAAUUAUUCAGGUAUACCGCUUCUUCGCGCUCAACAUAUGCUCGACUCUUUGUCUUACAUCCUCCGUGCAUGAUCUUAAAACAAGAUCCCCUAAGUGGUGGUGACACGGAUGAAAGCCGAUGGCCAAGCUCCCCCAAUUUCCUCAGAAGGGGGAUGCAACCUAAAAUAACCCCGGUGCCAAAUGCUUUUUGCACAUCGCAAGGCGAGGGAGCCCUGAAUUUGUGACACGGCUUCUCUGGAGACAGUGUCCGUCCCUGUCCCCUCUCUCGGAGCCCGGACAUCGACGACUUUAAUGGCUUUUGUGUUCAGGAGAUGGAGGGUCUUACUGGUGCUGAACGUGCUCGCCGUGGCCGGUUUCAUGACUUUCUGGGCCAAGUGCAAUACACGUAGCGUCCCGGCCGUCGGUCAGGAGGCUACGGCUGAUGGGAAGAGGCCCCGGGGCAACGGGACGGCGCAGCAGGGCGCCGGCAUUAGUCAUGAGGUGCUGCUCAAGAGACUCGGCUCUCUGGAGGACGUGGUGUACAGGCAAUUAAAUGGUCUUUCUAAAUCUCUCGGCCUCAUUGAGGGCUUUGGGGGUCGAGGUAAAGGUGGCCUCCCUGCCACCCUAUCACCAGCUGAGGAGAGUGAUGCAAAAUACCUGAGGGAGAAGUAUGGAUAUAAUGCCUACCUCAGUGACAAAAUCUCUCUGGAUCGGACCAUCCCGGACCACCGUCCCAGCAAAUGCAGGAAGGUCAGCUACCCGAGAGACCUCCCCCAGAUCUCCCUCAUCUUCAUCUUCGUCAACGAGGCUCUGUCAGUGAUCCUCCGCUCAGUGCACUCAGCUGUCAAUCACACACCAGCUCACCUGCUCAAAGAGAUCAUCCUGGUGGACGACAACAGCGAUGACGAGCAACUCAAAGGACCACUGGAGGAAUACGUGAACAAGCGCUACCCCGGCCUGGUGAAGAUCGUCAGGAACCAGAAGAGAGAGGGGCUGAUCCGCGCCAGAAUCGAGGGCUGGAAGGUGGCCAGUGCCGAAGUGACCGGCUUUUUUGAUGCCCAUGUGGAGUUCACUCCUUCCUGGGCCGAGCCAAUUCUGGCCAGAAUCAAAGAAGAUCACAAGAGGAUCAUCUUGCCCUCCACUGACAACAUCAAACAUGACACGUUCGAGUUGGAGCGCUACGAGAACUCAGGCCACGGAUACAACUGGGAGCUGUGGUGCAUGUACAUCAACCCGCCCAAGCAGUGGUGGGACGAGGGCGACACCUCCGCACCCAUCAGGUGA